Brassicogethes aeneus is the source of this 905-nucleotide messenger RNA. NCBI's taxonomy places the organism in Eukaryota, Metazoa, Arthropoda, Insecta, Coleoptera, Nitidulidae. The record is from the annotation of a GenBank genome assembly.
AGGCUUUAUAAAUAUACCAAUAAUACAUCUCGUUUAAACGAAAUUCAAAAAGACUUUUAUGAAAAGAAUGGAUAUUUAAUAAUUAAAAAUAACUUGGAUUAUAAAUUAUUGAAGGAAGUUAGAGAAAGAUUUUUGGACAUUUGCAACAAAAGAGUAGACCCAGGCGCUAUGACAGUGAUGAAAGACCCUUCUCUCAAGAAUAAAGGCGUCCAAGGAGAAUAUUUAAUUAAUAAAAUUCAAGAUUUCUUGUAUGACGAUAUUUUAUGGAAAUACUGCAGUGAUCCAGCUGUAACAGACAUUGUUGAGGGCAUAAUUGGACCAAAUAUUACAGCGGUACAUUCGAUGUUCAUAAAUAAGCCUCCUGACGCAGAUCCCGGAGCUUCAUUACACCCUCUUCAUCAAGAUCUCCACUACUUCCCAUUCCGACCGGCCGAUAACAUAGUUGCAUCAUGGACGGCCGUGGAAAGAGUCGAUGAAAACAACGGUUGUUUAUACGUCGUUCCAGGCUCUCAUGCCGCCGGAAACCUCUACGAGCACGGCUAUCCAGAAGGCUAUAAAAAUCGACUUUACCACGGCAUCCACAACAUGGACCACUUGCCCCGCGUGAACGUCGUCAUGGAAAAAGGCGAUACCGUUUUCUUCCAUCCGUUAUUACUUCAUGGCUCCGGUCCAAAUCGCACCAAGGGCUUCAGAAAGGCCAUUUCUUGCCAUUACGCCGAUAGCAACUGUUAUUUUAUCGAUGUACAUGGGACAUCACAAGAAACUAUAGCCCAAGAAGUAGAAAAAAUGGCAGCCAAACGUGGAACGCCUCUAAAUUUUGUGGAUGUCUGGAAGUAUAAAAGCAGACUAAUAAAAGGAUCCAAUGGAAAUUUUCAAAUAUUAACCAGCCAUCUUUAAAUAUACAU